This is a messenger RNA of Sycon ciliatum, 2506 nucleotides long. Its product is annotated as cilia- and flagella-associated protein 53-like. The record is from RefSeq and is a predicted model, not a curated record. The coding region runs from base 545 to 2101 and encodes 518 amino acids. Lineage: Eukaryota; Metazoa; Porifera; Calcarea; Leucosolenida; Sycettidae. The transcript has 14 exons.
UGGACGAAGCAGCUGAUUCGACAGCCGAAGCGUGGGCUGUUCGAUCAACUUCAAGCGCAGAAUCACGAUAAUUAUUUUGACUUGGUUCGCAUUACGCUUGCAUUCAGACAUUCAGAUCAGAGAACAUUGGAGUAAAGUUCUGAACAGAGAGCUAGAGCGGCAGUAACGGGCAUUGCGACAAAGUCGGGAAGAGUACUCACCUGCUAUCGCUGUGCUUGCCCAGUAGGUGUAGUGUGGAUCGCUGCCUCCAACGUAACUUAGUUUGUUUCGCGGUGGCUCGUCGCUAGCCGUGGACUCGCCGUGUCUUGUCCAGUGAAUAAUACAGUGCAGCUGAUAUCUGAACUCAAGUCAAGACUGAUAGGCUUUCGGUAACCAGAACAUCGACACCUCACUUCACUCUCUUCCUAAUGACAGACUUUUAUAGAUAUCUGACCAUUCUGGGCUUAGAGCGGCUCCGCCAUCGAUCGACACUGCUGCAACGCGGCCGAGUAGUAUAGUAAUUGUCCAAAGCAGAAACCUAAAAUAUCGAGCUAUCGAAGCGCCAAUGGAGCUGCAACGAAGGCGGAGAACCCGGGAGAUACCCGGGCACACACCCAACGCGGUGGGAAUCCUGGCCAGAGCAACACUGAAGAAGCCUGUGGAAUCUCUCAUACUUGAGAACCGCAAGAAGGAUGAACUCAGUCGACAGGUCGAAGCUGAGCAGAAGGAAGCACAAAAGCUGGUUUUCAAGAAUGAAUGGGAAGUUGUCACGGACAAGCGCAUCAAACAGUCUACCAUCAAUAGACGAGUGGAAGGAAUUCUUCAACACGAUCAAUUCCACUUGGAACGCCGGCGAGAAAAGUUGAGGAAACUGCUUGCUGAGGAGGAGCAACAACAGCUGGUGGAGCUUGAAUCACGUCAGGAAACAACCGUGGAGCGGCAGGCUAAGAUGCGGGAGCGAGCCACCAUGCUGAGGGAGAAGCGUGAAAAAGAGCGCCAGGCGCUUGCUCAAGAGAAGAUGGACCAGCGAUGGCGGCUGGAGUGCGAGGAACUGCGCUCCACAAUGUCCAAGCGCAACACCGACAUGGUGUGUCGUGAGCGAGACGCUCAGCUACGAGAGAAGGAGUUCAUCCGGGAACAAGAGCACGAAGAGGAGAGAAUGUUUGCCAAUCAGUGGGCAGCGGACCAUCGCCUCAAGGCGCUGCGAGAAGAGGCCGAAUGUGCAGCUGCUCAGGAGAGGAACGUGGAGCAGAUCAAGACUCUCAACCUCCAAAAGGCUGCCCUUGAGGAGAAACAACGGCAAGAAGUGGAGCUGAAGGAGCAGGAGAAGAAGUUUGUGGAGGAACAGAUUGCCCUGCGCAAGAUGGAGGAGGAGCACCGCAGACGGGAUAAGCUGCGUCUUCAGAAGGAGAGAGCCCGCGAUCUGACCCGCGGUAUAAAACAGAAGAUGAAGCUACAGGCAAAAGAAGUGCAAGAAGAGCUGGCACUGGAUAUCAAACUUCUGCAGCAGAUACUGAUGGAGACAUCCAAUGAAGCCGAAGAAGCCGUGAGGACCAAGAAACGUCUGCACUCGGAGAUGAUGCAGUACAUGACCUACCUGAAGGAGGAGGCUGAACGGGAGAAGCAGAGAGAGAAGGAGCUAGACCGGAUGCUGCAAGUAGAGCUUGACAAAGACUUCCGGAAGGUUGUGAACAAAUGGCGUGAAGAGCAAGCAGCUCGUGCACGAUUGCUGCGGGAGGUCAUGGAGACAAGACAGCAGCAAAUUGCUGAGAAAUUGGAGAUCAACAGAAAGGAGCAAGAAGAGGCGGCGGUGGAGCGCCAGCGUUUGAACGACAUCUUCCAGGAGCAUGUUCGCAUGGAGAAAGAAGACGAGGAGAGACGCAAACGGGUCCGCAAGAAGCAUCAGUCAGAUUUGCUGGAUCAACUAGACUAUCAAACUGCUCUGAAGGAGGAGGAAGAACACAUGACGAAACUGGAGCUGGACGAAGUCAAGCGGCAAGAACAGCGCUACCGCGAUAAGCUAGGCCGAGAACUGGCUAAGGAGCCAUUCGCUGACCAGCGUCACCCUCUCCGGCAAGCAAUGACCUUCACUGGCGGUGGAGGGGGAACAUUCAACUUCUGAGACCAAGCCCCGUGAAGAUGAGGCAAAACAGUGCCAUGCCUACUAGUGGAAUAAUUUCCCCCAUCUGAGAAGGCAUCCAAUGAUGAAACAUGACUUGAGGACGAGUAAUUUUGUUGACCUUGUUAUUGCAUUGUUGAAAAGCUUGUUAUCUAGCCGUUUGUUUUAGGCCGCGUUUUGGCUCGUGGAUCGCGAUUUGCAAUUAGCAGCCAGGCCACGCCGGUGUUACCUGCAGAUGUCAAUGACCCUUGCCUGCAAUACUGUGUGUGUGUGCAUGGCACUUGUACAGGAAUGGCGUCUAUGGAUUGCCAUCGGUCUUGCAGUACUGAUUUGAUCAUUUAUUUUAAACCACCCUACUAUGCAGGACUGUGUUGAUGUCAUUCUCAGUAGUACACACUACACAGUGUU